Messenger RNA from Trichomycterus rosablanca, 1596 nucleotides. RefSeq names its product integrator complex subunit 12 (gene ints12). The record is from RefSeq and is a predicted model, not a curated record. The coding region runs from base 154 to 1509 and encodes 451 amino acids. The transcript is spliced from 7 exons. Gene Ontology annotation, cellular component: integrator complex. Gene Ontology annotation, biological process: snRNA 3'-end processing. Lineage: Eukaryota; Metazoa; Chordata; Actinopteri; Siluriformes; Trichomycteridae.
AACCGGAGCUAGCGUUAGCUAAGCUAAUUGUUUAUAGCUUGUAUAAAGUGUAACUGUUAUUAUUUUAUGUUGUUUAAAUUACUGAGUGAUGUUCAGUGUUUAAACUCAUAAACUGAAUAAUUUGAGUAAAUCUGUUUCUUUAUAAAAGGAGUCAUGGCUGCGCCCGUGAGUCUGGAGCUGGACCCCAUCUUCCUGAAGGGUUUGGGGUAUCUGCAUUCCAAGAGCAAAGAUUCGGCCGAGAAACUCAAAGCUCUGCUGGACGAGUCGUUAUCCAGGGGAACGGAUUCGACCUAUCGGACGCUACUGAAGGAAGCCGAGGUUUCCAAGGUGUCACUUCCUAAACUCACCAAGCAGGACUCCAAAUCAGCCUCCAGUUCUUCAUCCUCGUCCUCCUCAUCCUCCUCCAGCAGCAGUAAAUCCAGCAGCACAGAGAAGAGCAAGAAAGAGGCCGAGAAACGAGCCGCUGAGAAGGUGAGGGUGGAGUGUGGUGAAGGAGGCGAGCCGCCCAAAAAGCCACGCCUGGAGAAGGUGGAGAACCGUUCGUCCCCCAUCACCUUCCUGAAGGACAUCAGCAUGACGGACUUCAGCUACAGCGACGAGACCAACGCCGAAGAUUUCGCCAUGGAGAUGGGACUGGUGUGCGUCGUCUGCAGACAGAUGACGGUGACGUCGGGUAACCAGUUGGUGGAGUGCCAGGAGUGCCAUAACCUGUACCAUCAGGAGUGCCACAGACCUCAGGUCACCGACAAAGACGUGAACGACCCGCGGCUGGUGUGGUACUGCGCCCGCUGCACCCGCCAGAUGAAGCGCAUGGCCCAGAAGACCCAGAAGCCUCCUCAGAAGAGCAGUCCCACGGUGACGGCGGCCACGCCCGCGGUUAAAGACCCGCUGGUGAAGAAACCAGAACUCAAACCCAAACCCGACACGGCCGGGUCCUUCCAGGCUUUCAAGAGGACCGAGGUGAAGGCGUCGUCGGGGGCGACGGUGACCCCCUCCAGCGGCGCAUCAUCCCUCCCCUCGGGCAGCGCCCUCACCGGCUGGGCCGCCUUCACCAAAACCUCCACCGCCACCUCCUCCGGGACCAAACCGGGCCUUAGCAAGCCUGCCCCGCCCACCAGCAGCUCGAAGCCUGCCGGUCUCUUCUCGCUUGGUACUAAAACUCAGUCGGGAGGCGGGAACGGGAACAACGGGGGUGCAUCCGCGCCCCUGAAGCCGCCCCCUCCUCUGACGCUGGGUAAACCGGCUCUGAGUCGCUCCAGCAGUUCGGAGAACCCGACGAAAUCGGGGUCGUCGUCGCCCGGGGCGUCGUCCGGCAGCGGGGCGGGGAACGGGGCCGCCUCGGGAUCGAACGGAGGAGCCGGCGGGAGCGGCGGUGGUAACAACGGCAACGGCGCGGCGAAAAUCUCAGCCGACGGCAAGACGCCAACGUCGCAGGAGUCUCAGAUGAACGCCAUGAAGCGGCUGCAGCUGGUGAAGAAGAAAGCGGCUCAGAGGAAAAUGAAAAAGUAAACGAGCCUGGCCCGGGAGGAGAACAUACCAAACUACCAACAUUCAUUCAUCAUAAUAUGUCAUUAUUAAUAAAGAAAUUUAAAAAAC